Messenger RNA from Penicillium atrosanguineum, 1110 nucleotides. Its product is annotated as cation diffusion facilitator family transporter. Gene Ontology annotation, biological process: zinc ion transmembrane transport; intracellular zinc ion homeostasis. The record is from RefSeq and is a predicted model, not a curated record. NCBI's taxonomy places the organism in Eukaryota, Fungi, Ascomycota, Eurotiomycetes, Eurotiales, Aspergillaceae. Gene Ontology annotation, molecular function: zinc ion transmembrane transporter activity. The annotation marks the transcript as partial. The transcript has 8 exons. Gene Ontology annotation, cellular component: membrane.
AUGUUCAAACUAUCUCGUAUCCAGCGUCUAAGUGCCGUCAUUUGCAUUUCCUCAUGUUUCUUUGUAGCGGAGAUCUCAGUGGGUUUCUAUACACAUUCCCUCGCAUUGGUGGCUGAUGCGUUUCACUAUCUCAAUGAUCUUGUUGGAUUCAUUAUUGCUCUAGCUGCGGCGAUAGUCGCAGAUAAGAAUACACACCCUAAAGCACUGACGUUCGGCUGGCAACGAGUACAGCUGCUCGGUGCCUUUUUCAAUGGAGCUCUUCUAUUCGGCCUUGGAAUCAGUGUCUUUCUGCAGUCGGUUGAGCGGUUUGUAUCUUUACAACGAGUCGAGCAGCCGAAAUUAGUCCUGGUUAUGGGCUGCGUGGGACUUGGUCUGAACAUACUCAGCGUGAUGUUCUUGCAUGAUCACGAUCAUGGCCAUGAUCAUAACAGCCACGACGGCCACAGUCAUGAGACGACAAACGAGGGCUCUGCCUCUAUCAGUCUAGUCAGCGAGAGACACAUGCACCACAAACACCACACAAAUGCAUCAAACAACACCCGCAGCUCGAACCGAGACCUCGCCAUGAUGGGCGUCCUUAUCCACGUCCUAGGCGACUGCGCCAAUAACAUCGGAGUCAUAAUCGCUGCCGCGGUGAUCUGGUUCGCCCACUAUGAAGGGCGUUACUAUGCCGACCCAGCCGCAAGCAUGGGAAUUGCAAUCAUGAUUUUCCUAUCUUCAAUCCCACUCAUCAAACGAGCGGGCCUAAUCCUCCUCCAAAGCGCGCCCCAAGGCGUCGACCACGACGAUGUGAAAUACGACCUCGAAGAAAUUCCCGGUGUCAGCUCCAUCCACGAGCUUCAUAUCUGGCGCUUGAACCAGACGAAAUCUCUUGCAUCGGCGCACGUGGUGUUGGAUAAUGAUGCGAUGCUUGAUUUUGAUGGUUUGGCAAAGACUAUUCGUGAGUGCUUCCAUGCGUAUGGAAUCCACUCUUUGACUCUUCAGCCGGAGAUUCCGGCGAAGCGAAUAUCCGGUGCGGAUAUACAGGGUGGGGCUAGACGCCGUAAGCGGCAGAGUUCAGAGGAGUGUGAGUUCGUCUGUGGAAGUUUGUGCCAGGGGCUUGCUUGUUGU